AUGAGAGUAGAAGAUAAACCAGGGUGGAUGAGAGCAGAAGAUAAACCAGGGUGGAUGAGAGCAGAAGAUAAACCAGGGUGGAUGAGAGCAGAAGAUAAACCAGGGUGGAUGAGAGUAGAAGAUAAACCAGGGUGGAUGAGAGCAGAAGAUAAACCAGGGUGGAUGAGAGCAGAGGAUAAACCAGGGUGGAUGAGAGAAGAUAAACCAGUGUGGGUGAGAGCAGAAGAUAAACCAGGGUGGAUGAGAGAAGAUAAACCAGGGUGGAUGAGAGCAGAAGAUAAACCAGGGUGGAUGAGAGCAGAAGAUAAACCAGGGUGGAUGAGAGCAGAAGAUAAACCAGGGUGGAUGAGAGAAGAUAAACCAGGGUGGAUGAGAGCAGAAGAUAAACCAGGGUGGAUGAGAGCAGAAGAUAAACCAGGGUGGAUGAGAGAAGAUAAACCAGGGUGGAUGAGAGCAGAAGAUAAAGCAGGGUGGAUGAGAGCAGAAGAUAAACCCGGUGGAUGA
This is a messenger RNA of Octopus sinensis (East Asian common octopus), 504 nucleotides long. RefSeq names its product eukaryotic translation initiation factor 3 subunit A-like. Lineage: Eukaryota; Metazoa; Mollusca; Cephalopoda; Octopoda; Octopodidae. Bases 1 to 504 code for a protein of 167 amino acids. The record is from RefSeq and is a predicted model, not a curated record. The transcript has a single exon.